Molecule: messenger RNA, 684 nt
Organism: Sitodiplosis mosellana (orange wheat blossom midge)
Lineage: Eukaryota; Metazoa; Arthropoda; Insecta; Diptera; Cecidomyiidae
Exons: 3
Coding region: 21-596 (191 amino acids)
Source: RefSeq, a predicted model, not a curated record
ACCAUACGAAAUCGUGAAAAAUGUUCAAGUUUCUUGUAAAGUUUUGUGUUUGCGUUUCGAUAGCGUGCCAUUCUGCUUUCAUCUUGCCAAACAUCAAUAGUUUUGAUGUCCAAGAUGUCAUCAAAAGUAAAUUUGAUGUGAAUUUGAACCAAUUGCGGAAAGAUUAUCUUGACAAAAUCAACGAACUUAAGGAAGAAGCUACUAAUUGUACGAUUAGUGGCACUCAUUUUAACAUCACCGAAAAAAUUGAGAAUCUGAACAAAGCGUUCCACAACCAAGCUAAAGAAAUGAAAGAUUUGCACAAACAAUCUGUGGGAAUGUUCGACCGGCGCUUUCACAUAAAAUGUGUCGAUUGUAUCACCGACUAUUUCGAAGAAAUGUUCGCUAAUUUUUGUGGCUCCAUGGAUGAUUCGGAAGAUCAAGAUACAAGUGCUACAACAUUGGCGCCACCGAAAGGAACAUCGCUGCAUCCGACUGUACCAUCGGAAGCAUCGCAUCAUUCGAACUCAACCAAUUCGAGUCAAGCACCAGUUGUUUCUGAUAUUCCAAAUGAAUUUCACCCAACGGCUAACGUCACCAUACCAUUACGCCCAUGAACUCUAACCCAAAUCAUUGAAUGUCCAUUCUUCUUUCUAUUCACUUCAAUACUUUAUUCUGCACACACAAAAGCCAAUAAAUAAUUUU